Messenger RNA from Lachancea lanzarotensis, 978 nucleotides. Its product is annotated as LALA0S01e07316g1_1. Gene Ontology annotation, cellular component: peroxisomal membrane. Bases 1 to 978 code for a protein of 325 amino acids. Lineage: Eukaryota; Fungi; Ascomycota; Saccharomycetes; Saccharomycetales; Saccharomycetaceae. Gene Ontology annotation, molecular function: NAD transmembrane transporter activity; FAD transmembrane transporter activity; coenzyme A transmembrane transporter activity. The record is from RefSeq and is a predicted model, not a curated record. The transcript has a single exon.
AUGUCCAAUAUUGCCAAAGCGGAGUCACCUCAACCUGAUGCUUUUGCUAAUGCACUAGCUGGAGCUGCAGGAGGGGCUCUUUCCAUGGCUCUCACGUAUCCCUUGGUUGCAGUCACUACAAAAAUGCAGACGCAGGUUUCAAGAGAGACAGCGUCAGACGAGAAACAAAUUGAGUCUGAGAGGAAACAAGGUCUGCUUGCCACUGUUAAAGAAAUAUAUCGUAAAAAUGGUAUAGUUGGGUUUUUCGCGGGUCUGGAAAGCGCUAUCAUAGGUAUGGCCUUUUCGUCAUUUGUAUACUACUACUGCUACGAAGCGUCAUCCCGGUUUAUCAUGAAAAAUACUCAUAAGUCGAGUUUGAACACCGCUGAGUCAAUGCUGGUCGGAACUGUAGCGGGCUCUAUCAACGCCGCAGCAACAAAUCCGUUCUGGGUCGCAAACACAAGAAUGACCGUGGAGAAGAGCGACCAAAACACUCUACGCACAAUUUUAGAAAUUUCACGAACGCAGGGUCCUAUGACCUUGUUCAAUGGACUCAAGCCAGCACUCCUUCUCGUGAUCAACCCAAUAAUCCAGUACACGGUGUUCGAACAGUUGAAAAAUCGAGUUUUGGAACGACGUAAUUCUAGAACCUUGAGCCCCUCAUGGGCUUUUGUAUUGGGCGCACUUGGGAAACUUGUGGCUACGGGUACCACUUACCCAUAUGUUACCAUGAAAGCUAGGAUGCAUUUGGAAGGGAAAAAAAAGGAAAAUGGAGAGAACUUGAACGCACCAAAUUCGUUGGUUUCGCUCAUGUUAGAAACCAUCAAAAAGAAUGGGGUUUCUGGAUUGUACAGGGGCAUUGGUUUGAAAUUGGUGCAAAGUGUUCUUACCGCGGCGUUUUUGUUUUUCUUCAAAGAAGGCUUACUUCUUUGGAGCAUCAAGACUUUGAGAACACUUUCAUUAUUGAACAGAAGGAGGCGCAUCCCAAACAAGAUCUGA